Pisolithus orientalis is the source of this 678-nucleotide messenger RNA. RefSeq lists its product as uncharacterized. NCBI's taxonomy places the organism in Eukaryota, Fungi, Basidiomycota, Agaricomycetes, Boletales, Pisolithaceae. Bases 238 to 504 code for a protein of 88 amino acids. The record is from RefSeq and is a predicted model, not a curated record. The transcript is spliced from 3 exons.
GCUCCUGACACAUACUCAGCAAGUGUUCUACAGGAGCAUUUACAAUUCGGCUUCUCCAUGGUGUCUCGCAUGCAAGCCCAGGUCGGUCCGUCUUACGUUGAUCGUUACAACUUUAAGAGUGGCUGCAGGUGAAAUAUCUGACUUUCGAGUGUACAUCUGUCACCAUUUCGGACGAUGAUCUUCACCGAAUGAUACAAGGUGCAUUUCUGAGCUACCUUACAUUACAAACCAUUCCAAAUGCCCUUAGCUAACAUCGAAUGGUUCGCCUCGCACUCGGACAUGACAUUCCUCCUUCCAUUCGUCAUAUCCCAUCAUGAUCCUAACACGUCCUACUGGCCACCUGUCCAAGAGCAAGGGAUGCAAGCGCUCCCAGUUCUUCUGAAAGCACACGAAGAGCGAGUUUCCGUCAGUAUGGCUUUGUUCCCGUUUCAUGCCCUUUCUUCCAGAUGUUGGCAGUUCGCCCCUUUUGACCCGUUGACCAGGCUCCCGGUAGUUAUUCACUGAAGAUGAAGCUUUCUAUCAAGUAACGAUGUGCCCUCCACUAUUCCAUUUUAUCUCCAUUAUGUAUUGUCACAUUUCUUAUCCCGCUCAAUUCUGCACCUCCUCCCGUACUGGAUUGUCUUCCUUUAUGUGUGGUUAUCUCGGAAACCUUACAACUAUUCCAACGAAACUUUGAAG